This is a messenger RNA of Merops nubicus (carmine bee-eater), 432 nucleotides long. Its product is annotated as zinc finger protein Aiolos-like. Lineage: Eukaryota; Metazoa; Chordata; Aves; Coraciiformes; Meropidae. The record is from RefSeq and is a predicted model, not a curated record. The annotation marks the transcript as partial. The transcript has a single exon. Gene Ontology annotation, cellular component: nucleus. Gene Ontology annotation, biological process: regulation of transcription by RNA polymerase II. Gene Ontology annotation, molecular function: DNA-binding transcription factor activity; RNA polymerase II transcription regulatory region sequence-specific DNA binding.
AGGGACAAAAGCCUCUCCUCCGACAGGGGCCUUUCCCCCAACAACAGCGGCCAAGACUCCACGGACACGGACAGCAACCACGAGGAGCGGCAGAAUCCCGCCUUCCACCCGAGCCAGGCCCUGCCCGCCCAGCCCCGCAACGGCCUCCAGGCCCUGAAGGAUUUCCCCAGGCCCUACGACAUCAUCAAGCCGCCCCCCAUCUGCCCACGCGACACCUUUAAGGUCAUCAACAAGGAAGGGGAAGCCAUGGGGGUGUACCGGUGCGACCACUGCCGGGUGCUGUUCUUGGAUUACGUGAUGUUCACCAUCCACAUGGGCUGCCACGGGUUCCGCGACCCCUUCGAGUGCAACGUCUGCGGGUACCGCGGCCACGACCGCUACGAGUUCUCCUCCCACAUCGCCCGGGGGGAGCACAGGGUCGUGCUCAAAUAA